Molecule: messenger RNA, 3847 nt
Organism: Mya arenaria
Lineage: Eukaryota; Metazoa; Mollusca; Bivalvia; Myida; Myidae
Product: dipeptidase 1-like
Exons: 10
Coding region: 393-1847 (484 amino acids)
Biological process (GO): proteolysis
Molecular function (GO): metallodipeptidase activity
Source: RefSeq, a predicted model, not a curated record
UCACCAUCAUAUCCCUUACCUCUUAUCUCACUGGUUUUAUGAAUAAACAGUGUAUAGGACUACAUUGUAUAGUUAUUUACUUAACUUUAUUACUAUAUGCUAGAGGAUUUAUAAACAGUAUAAAUAAGAACUGCAAUACAAAGUACAUUUGUAAGAUUUACACGAUCUGAACGUCUUGAAACUGCUUGUCAACACUUCAACCUAUAAUUUAUAUUUGCGUAUGCAAAAUCACUCAUUUACAUAGAUAAGGUUAACAUUAAUGCGUGCCGCCGUCUCGUUCCAGUACCCAUUAUAAUAAUUCAAAGCGAACCGGACUUUGCAUCUAGAUGUGUUUGAUAAGAAUAUGUAUUCUUGACUCGGCAUAAACUGGUGUAUAUUUGCAUUAAUCUCACAUGGAUGAAAACGAAUGCGUGGCCUAUUCAAACUCUUCCGGAAGUGCUACAGUUAAUUCGAGGACAAUUUUAUUCGAAGACAAAAGCAAAUCGAAAAUGCAAACGCGCGUCGUUUACGGAGCGUUGUUCGUCUUGAUUGUCGCCGUGCUUGCUCUUGUGAUCGCACUCGCCGUGGUGGCCACUCAGAACAAGGACACGACUUCCGGCGGCGCGGAUGUUGACGGGGGGUCUUCCAGCAGCGGUCAGACCGGAAGUGAGGGCACUGAUCUUCCGGUAGUGGACUGUUCAUACGCAGCUUCUAACCUGGACAAGGCGAAAUGUGUUCUGGAUAGUUAUCCGUUGGUUGACGGGCACAACGAUCUACCAUACCGCUACCGACGUUACUCCAAUACGGCUGUGUAUACGGUUGAUCUGACGUCAGAUCUACGUAAGACCUGGAACACGAAUCUCUCUCAUACCGAUAUACCGAGGCUCCGGAAGGGAAAACUUGGGGCACAGUUCUGGGCGUGUUACGUUCCUUGUAAGUCCCAAUACAAGGACGCCGUUCUUCUUUCCCUCGAGCAACUUGACGUCAUCAAGAAAUACGUCACACGCUACCCUGACACAUUCCAAUGGGUGACAACCGCACAAGGAAUCUUGGACGCAUUCAAGAUGGGAAAGAUUGGAAGCUUGGUCGGAUUGGAAGGAGGUCAUUCCAUUGACAGCAGUUUCGGUUCACUGCGCAUGUUCUAUGACCUCGGGGUCAGAUACAUGACCGUCACACAUAGCUGCAACACUCCUUGGGCAGACAAUUGGCGCCAAGACGCACCCGACUAUAAUGAGACGGCGGACGAAAAACCACUUGGUGGACUUACAGACUUCGGAAAGCAAGUUAUUUUGGAAAUGAAUCGUAUCGGAAUGCUCGUGGACCUGGCACACGUUGCCAAGGCGACCAUGGUUUCAACACUGGCGAUUGCGCGCGCACCUGUAAUCUACAGCCACUCCUCCGCCUUUGCGCUCUGUAACCACUACCGGAAUGUACAGGACGACGUUCUUAAACUUACGAAAACAAACGGCGGAUUGGUGAUGGUGAACUUUUACGACAAAUACGUCACUUGUUAUCCUAUGAACGGCACAGAAUCUACCCUCGCCCAUGUCGCAGAUCACAUAGAUUACAUCAAGAACCUUAUUGGGGUCGAUCACGUGGGUAUAGGGGCUGACUAUGACGGUGUCCCCUCACUUCCGGUUGGCCUAGAAGACGUGUCCACCUACCCGGCCUUGUUCGCUGAGCUCGUGCGGCGAGGCUGGAACGAGGCUGACCUUCAAAAACUCGCCGGCCGUAAUCUCAUCCGGGUACUUAGGCAGGCAGAGAAGGUGAAAGCUGAAAUGUCACACGAGGCUCCGCACGAGGAUAUGCUUCCCUUUGAAGUUGCCGCACCGGAAGAAGUGUGUCACACGCGCCUUGACACGUGGUAGUCGUACGCCUUAUCCGCCGCACAUGUGAAUAUAUUCAAGCUCCUUCGCAAUAUACGACAUUCGGAACUCCUCGGCCAUUUUUCAUCGAAAACAACAUUGGAUGUAUGCCGGUACAUCAGUAGAAGUAGUUCGUAAAAAUCUAAAUGCUAGUAUAAAUUGAUUGUAGUGUUUUAACGUAUAUUUUGUAUAUCUAAGUUUAAAAUGAUUGUUAGUGAAGUGAUUUAUUGCAUAACUAAUUAAGAUUUCCAGAUUACCGUCAUUCAGUUUAACUGCUUAAUUGAAAUUACUACGCGAUCUACUUGCAGCGUACUUAAAAUGUAAAGAUUUCUGACAUUGUAAACCGUCCAUAUACAUUCGAGGUUGUUUUCGAUGAAAAUUGGCCGGGGAGCUCCGAAUCUCGCAAUGUACGAGUGAAUGAAGGAGUAGUCAGGAGAAGGAACCGCUGUGUGGAGUUUGGUAUACUUAUAACCGUACAUUGCGUGCACCCGAUACGUUUUUGAAAAUUAUUUGUUCUGUGAUAAUCAUUUUUUACUCAUGAAAUCAUAAACCAUUAUACCGACGACAGUGUGUGUAUACCACGUCAUAAAAUGCGUCAUAAAUGCUACGUUGUAAGGCAAUAUUUUCCUUCGAAUGAAGACUUUAAACAAAGAUAACUUUCAUAUUUCUUCACCAUUUUAAAUGAAACAUAGCUCAGUCUACGCCACUUACAGAGCCCCGCCUUUGGUCUUGGCAUUUGAUUGAGAGUUGAGUUUCUUAAAACACUUCGACAUACCUUUUACAAUACGGCCGUCUGACGGAGCACUGUCAAAAUCAUUAUUUUGGAACCAGGUUUGUCGAAGUGUUUGUUGAAACUAAUCACCUUAAUAAACUUCGGUAAUAAAACGAAGGAGGGGCUCUUUAAGCCACAUAGACUGUCCUUUGUUUCAUUUAAAAUGGUGCAGUAAAAGAAAAGUUAUCUUUGAUUGAAGUAUUUAUUUUAAGCAAAAUGUUGCCUUUCGACGUAGUAUAUAUAACGUUUUUUAUCACGUGGUAUACAUGACGUAAUUUAUCACGUGGUAUACAUGACGUAAUUUAUCACGUGGUAUACACACACUGGACGAGCAUAUCGGUCAUGAAAUGUCACUAUUAUUUUGUACAUCAUUAUUAGAUUAUACGCUUGUACACGUGUUGUAUCAUAUCCAGCAUAAAAAUAUAUAUUCCAUUACCUGGCGCGUAGCUGCCUAUACGCGAGUUCGCGGCUGAAUCCAUAUGAUUCUGACAAAAAAAUAAAUAAUUCAGACAAAGUUCCAGUAUCCGUACUUGACCUUACAUGCUGUUACAUACACAUGGACAUUGAACAUGUAAUUAUAUACAGUCGAACCCCGUUGGCUCGAACUCGUUUGGCUCGAAAUCAUCGUUGGCUCGAACUAGAUGUAAAGGUCCGUUUGCUUUAUACUUAAGGUAAAAAAUCCCGCUUGGCUCGAUUUUUCUGAGGCUCGAAGUAUUUUCGCCGGUCCCUUUCAGCCAACGGGGUUUGACUGUAUAUCAAUUGCAAAAAGGACCGAAAAUUAGACUUCUGUUAGACAAUCUGAGUAUUAUUAACAUAACUCGGGCUUAGUCGUUUGCUAUUUUAUAGAAAGUGAAAGUAAUUGUAGAUCCUAACACUGUCCAUUUUUCAGUACUAAAGAAGCACCUCAGAACUCACCACAUUGCACCAUUGUUUUCGUAUAUUUCAGGAGGGGGGGGGGGCACGCCCCCAGACCCCCUAGCACAUUUAUGAAUCUACAUGAAUAUAGGGCAAGCUACGCCACUGCUAACAUAUAUAAUCGAGAACAAUAUUAGUGUUUUUAUACCAUAUGCACAAAAUGUAUGGAAUUAAUCAGGUGCAUAAUAUUUUAUCUGAUAGCAAUGCGACUGACUUGACGUUGAUUCUAUAAGUGUUCAGACUAUAUCUCGCAUUUUCACAUGCCUGUUAUAUAUGGCUUUUUACAUCGAUGAAAUAAAUUAUUUACUUAUAUAAA